This is a messenger RNA of Aegilops tauschii subsp. strangulata, 5014 nucleotides long. RefSeq names its product disease resistance protein RPM1. The record is from RefSeq and is a predicted model, not a curated record. Lineage: Eukaryota; Viridiplantae; Streptophyta; Magnoliopsida; Poales; Poaceae. Gene Ontology annotation, biological process: defense response to other organism. Gene Ontology annotation, molecular function: ADP binding.
UUUUGCAAAAUUUCAAUCAAAAUUUGUGAGCAUUUUUGAUAAAUGCCGAACAUUCUUUGAAAUCUGAAAAAUAUUCGAAACUGAAAAAGGAAACGUAAAAAAAAACUGCCGCAAGAAUUGGGCCGGUCCAUUAGCGCUCGCUUCAGGUCUCCCUUCCCUCCGGCAUAAGACCACAGCUGGGCACUCUGGACUGGACAGCGGACACGGAGGAGGCAGGCCACCGGCGGCGAGGGUUAGGUUAGGCGGGAAAAUGCUGCGUCUAGUCUCCGGCCAACCCCGCCCCCGCCCUCUGCCCCCGGUGCGGCGACAGGGACUGCCUCCCUGGCCCCUGCCCGGCCAACUCACACCCCUCUCUUACCCUGUUCGCCGCGAAGCAGACCCCCGGUCAGCGGCGCCGACUUCGAGGUAAGCCAGCAAACCCGCUCCUCUUCGUGUCGUUGGUAGGACUUGGGUGACAAUAUGAAACUACUGAAUCUGAACCCAAGUAAGCCCGAUCUGUUGUUCUCUGAAUCCACGAGCUCGACCUUAUUCAGGAGUUAAGCAUCCUACAAAUCGUUGCCAUCUUGAGCUGCUGCUGACUUCGACUGCCAUGGCAAAUUACCAGUAGUUGAUUUGAUUUGUUGUUGCUUCAUUCCAGUGACAAAACAAAACGUGUCCUGUGCCCAACUUGCGGUCAAACUAGACGUUACCUCGAGGAAAUUCAGGCGCAAAUAUGUGCAGGAAAGAUGCUAUCCAUCUCGUUUAUGUAUCGGGGUCAACUACUUUCAGUGAGUGGGGACACUUUCCAAGAAAAGAAAUGGACAUCCUCUUUUUGUAUUCGUUUGCAACCGCUGACCCUGAACAGUGAACCAAAUUCAGCAUCUUCAGUUGCUCAUUUUGUAUAGCUUCACCUGCUAACAAUGCCUGCCACUGUCAGCAUCAAGUAUCAUGAAUUCAUGAUUAAUUAUUGGCAACAAGGAUCCCAUGUUAUCUACCACUAUUUAACAAGUUUCAGUUGUUUGCAGUGACAGAUUGUAUCAUUUUAUUAUACUAAAAAGAUGCUUCCUGCUGCCUUCCUCGACUUGCUCAACUUGAGUUGUCCUCCAAAGUUUAGCUUAACAAAUCUCAAGAAUCGGUAAGAGCAAUUAUUGGGUUGGUAAGAGAAGCAAGAGCAGUGCUGACCAGCCACAAGGUGCGUAUGUAAGUCUAAAGGGCAUGAUGAUUGCACGAGCUUUUGCUGGUUCUUGCGGCCGGGCUUCAACAACGAGACUAGCGUUCCCCCAGAUCUGGCCGGAUCUCCAUCGACUAAUAGGCAGGGACAGGCCAGUAGGUGGUUGUUCUUUGGUUCUGUAAUAAAAGGAACAGCAAGGACACCUCAACUUGAAGAUCAAAGGCAGCUACUUUGUCAUCAACAACAAACUCCCAGUCAUCAGUCAUACCUGGGCUCCAUGAGUGUUCAGCAUCUCCAUGAUUAAGAUUCAAUGGCCACAAGAUCAGUAAAGCCAUCCGGUCUCCCUUUUCGCUAGGAUCCAUGAGCUUUAUCCCAAUGGUUUCAGAUUCAGAAGUGCAAAAGGAAGUCACUAAGAUCGAACGGAUCUAAGGCAUCACGAGCACCGUAAGCACAAAAACUGUAUCUUCUGGAAGAAGGAGGCGCUUCUUAAUUGUGAUACCACCAAGGUCGGACGAACUGGCAGUGGCCGUUCUAACGGUAUUGAGAAAAAUAGACAACUAGGCUACCACCCAACAGUGAGACAUUUGCAGUUCUUAUAAAGUCAUGGAAGAUAUUGUGAUUCUUCUAGCCAUCAAGAAGAUUGGAAUUGCCUUGGCAAAAGUAGCGACACACCAGGCCAGCGCAAAGUUUGCGAAGUACGGGACCCAACUACUAGAGCUUCAAGGCAGCAUGGAUCGUCAUGUGAGGGAGCUUCGUGUGAUGCAUGAUGUUCUCUGCCAAAGUGCCAUCCGAAACCCCAAUGAUGCAAUAUAUGAGAGCUGGUUGGAGGGGGUACGAAAGGUAGCACAUAAUAUGGAGGACAUGGUCGAUGAGUACUUGCAUCUUGUUGGUCACGCACAUGAUAUAGGAUGUUGCUUUUACCUGAAGAAAGGGUUAAAGAAACCAAGAUCUCUGCUUGCUCUGAAGUGCAUAGCUUUCACUUUGAAGGAAAUAGAGAAAGACCUUUCACACUUGUCGGAGACAAGAAGACAUUGGGUUCCUUUGAUAAACAGCGGGGAUUAUAGCAACUCAAAUCACAUUCUCAAGAGGUCCCAAGAUCUAGCAAACAUUUCACGUUCCCUUGAUGAAGAAGAUCUCGUAGGUGUGGAUGAAAACAGAGAAAAACUUCAGAAGUUGUUGGCAAGUGAUAUUUUGGAACGCUCUGUGAUAGCGCUGCUUGGAAUGGGAGGGCUUGGUAAAACAGCUUUAGCUGCAAAUGUCUACAGGAAGGAGAUGAAGAAUUUCCAAUGCCAUGCCUGGGUCUCCAUCUCCCAAACUUAUUCUAAAGAAGAUGUCUUGAGGAAUAUAAUCAAGGAACUUUCUGGAGAUAAAGUCAACACUGUGGACAUGGAAAUCACAUGCGUUGAAGAGACACUCAAGAAAUUUCUGAAGAAACGAAAGUAUUUGAUCAUUUUGGAUGAUGUUUGGACUCCAGAAGCAUUUACUUAUUUGUCUGGGGUGCUUAUUCAUAAUGAUAAGGGCAGUCGACUCCUAAUCACAACAAGGGAAAAGUGUGUUGCUGAACUUGCCUCGAGUGGACAUACCUUAACAGUGCAAGCUUUACCAGAUGACAAGGCAUUGGAUCUCUUUUGUAAGAAAGCCUUUCCAAGUAGUGGCUCGCCGAGCAACAAAGCAAGGGAGGGACUCCCUGGUUACUUUGACCGGAUUGGUGAUACAUAUCAUGAAUUUCCUGCGGAGUUGAAGCCUUUGGCCGUGGACAUAGUUAGCAAGUGCAAAAGCUUGCCACUUCUCAUUGUGUUAGUUGGUGGUCUUUUCCGUGUAUGUGACAAAACUGUGAAAGGAUGGAACAAAAUGAAAGCCCAGCUGAGUUGGGAGUUGAUUAAUAAUUCGAGUCUCGAUCAUAUAAGGAAUGUGUUGCAUCUGAGCUUCAUCUACUUGCCAACACACUUGAAAAGUUGUUUCCUGUACUGCAGCUUGUUUCCAGAAGACUAUAUUUUCAGAAGAAAGCAGCUUGUACGGUUAUGGAUAGCCGAAGGGUUCAUCGAGGAGAGGGGUGAAAGCACAGUAGAAGAAGUGGCAGAAGGCUAUCUGAAUGAGUUGAUUGAUAGAAGCAUGCUGCAACUUGUUGACAGGAACAUUGAUGGUAGGAUCAAAAAAAUCAGAAUGCAUGAUAUCUUACGUGAAUUGGCAGUUGACUUGUGCAAGAAGAACUGCUUUGGUGCUACAUAUGAGAAUAAGCGUGGGCAGUCUCUUGAGACGGAUGUGCGAAGACUGGUAGUGCACAAACUAAAGGAGGAUAUUCAUCAGUCAUUUCUUAGCAUACACCGACUACGAACUGUCAUUACACUAGACAAUAGCAUGCCAUCGUCCACUCUACUACCUGUGCUAUGUAAGAAGUCAAGAUACAUGACAGUGCUAGAAUUAAGUGGUCUGCCCAUCGAGAAAAUUCCAGAUGCCAUUGGAGAUCUCUUUAACCUUCGCUAUUUGGGUUUGCGUAAUUCAAAAGUUAAGAUGCUCCCAAAGUCUGUUAAGAAGCUUUCAAAUUUGUUGACACUAGACCUUUUUGGAUGUGACAUACCUGAGUUACCUAGAGGGAUUAUGAAACUGAAGAAGCUUAAACACUUAUUUGCUGAGAAAAUAAUUGAUCCACAUUGGAGAGAGUUAGCAUGUUGCAGUGGUAUUCGUAUCCCCAAUGGUUUUGGAAAUCUAACAAAUCUGCAGACGCUACAGGCAUUGGAAGCAUGUGAGGACUCUGUUAGAUAUUUAAGAGAGUUGACACAACUGAGAAGACUGAGGUUGUGGAAUGUGAAGGGAAUAAAUUUUGAGCCCAUCCUUGACUCUCUAGCUCAGAUGCAGUAUUUGUCGUUUCUAGAGGUGAAUGCAAGUGAUGUGGAUGAGGUGCUUUCAUUUAAUGCCCCCCUGCCAAUGCCAAACCUGCAAAAGCUACAUUUGGGAGGAGGACUAGCGGCAGGGGCGUUGGAUGAGCUCUUCAAAGGUGAUAUGGAGAAGACGUUGUAUUCAUUGAUUCUACGCUGGUCCAAGCUGACAGAAGACCCCCUGCUAUCCCUUUCUCGGCUGUCAAACUUGCAGUACCUAAAUUUCAGCGGAGCAUACAACGGAAAGAAGCUGAGGUUUCGUGAGAGGUGGUUUCCCAAGCUAAAGGUUCUUUAUCUAGGCGAUCUGCCUCGUCUGAGUCAGCUAAAGAUAGACCAAGGUACCAUGGUGUGCCUGGAAAAAUUGUAUUUAACCAACCUGAAACGCAUGAUGGAGGUUCCAACUGGCAUUCAGUUCCUCUCGACCCUCCAAUAUCUUGAAUUUGGUGAAAUCACCGCUGACUUCUUGGUGUUACUGCAACGAUUUCCCGCAAUCAAAGAUAAAUGCUGGCAGCAUACUCUCCGAGUUUGACCUGCCACACUGGCUGAGAAAUGUGUGCGUACAUACAUAAGGUCAAUGCCGAAAGGAAGAUGCUUGAUUGUUUGGGCAUCAUGCAGAUUCGAGCAAAUCGGUUAAGGCGUCGAUGCAUCAAGAUCUAUAUCCAGUACUAGUACAAGUUUGUGCCACAGCUGAUAUCUACUACUCUACACAUGUCAUGGUUCCCGCUGAUACCUUCAUUGUUUGCUGCUACUUCCACCCCCACCUAUGGCUAAGAAACGGCCCUCUUCACUUCUCCUGCUACUGCUGCGUGUUCUUUUUUAGCAUAAUACUACUGUGCCUCAUGACUGCUGCGCUUGUGUUUACUACUGCUGCUACUCUUGUCGGUGCUGAUUUUGCUUGUAAAGUGUGCUUUUCCAAUUGUGGCUUUGACACUUACUGUAAGACUGAGACUGGAUUGUGUUUUCAUAUUCAGAUUCGUUUUCGUCCUAA